CAGUAGGAACCAUGUCUUAUGUGUGCAUUGUGAACGUGUGGCUUCUGUGUGUUUGUGUUUGUAAUUUUUGUACCGUGUGCACCCCUGUUCCCAUUGACCCGGUCACAAGCUUGCAAGAUAACACAAUUGAUGAAAUAAACGAUGACAUUCCAGUAGACAAACGAUCUGUUCGGUUAUGUAAAGGACAUCCUAAUGUGCUGCAGUGUAUACGGUCUUAUUUCUCAAGCAGAUUUAAACUUAUGCACCGUGCUGUGAAAGAUCCGGUAGACCUACGUAAUAUUGGAAAACGCGGGAAAAGGUUUUCAGGCCAGAUAGCUGUAGAAGUUCCACAAUGGCGUCUGGAUCGACUGAAUAGUUUGUAUAAAGCCAUGAUUAAGAAGGCUGCAAGUGAUUUUCGAAACAUUGGAAAGAAACGAGCUGCAGAUGAUUUCAAGAGCGUCAGUCGUAGAAGUAUUGCUGCCGAUUUCAGAAACAUUGGGAAAAGAUAUUAUGGUGCAGACUGGAGGAAUAUCGGCAAACGACUCUCUGGAGACUUCCGUAAUAUUGGUAAAAGAAGUUUUGCCGCCGAUUUUAGAAAUAUAGGAAAAAAAAGUUUUGCCGGCGAUUUUAGAGAUAUAGGAAAACGAAGUUUUGCGGCAGAUUUUAGAAAUAUUGGUAAAAGACGCUAUGCAGCAGAUUUCCGAAAUAUUGGAAAACGACUUGGAGUUGACUUCCGAAAUAUUGGAAAAAGGACACUAUCGAAUUUGGAUAAUGACAUGGCUUUAGAUGACGAAAUUUUGACUUUACUCUGCCCGGACUCAAUUUCUCUUGUAGAAUGUUCAGAUAGAAUUGCUAUCAACGCAUAAUUUUUGACAUAUAUAGUGAAAAAAAAAAUAUAAAAAAUACAAAUAAAUAUAGAUAGUAAUAUUUUAUACAACUGUCCAGAUACUUGUAUAUUAUUUAUUAUAUGAAACAAAUUUGAAG
Molecule: messenger RNA, 963 nt
Organism: Saccostrea echinata
Lineage: Eukaryota; Metazoa; Mollusca; Bivalvia; Ostreida; Ostreidae
Exons: 2
Coding region: 12-845 (277 amino acids)
Source: RefSeq, a predicted model, not a curated record